AGAUCGUCACCUGCUCCGCGGCAUCCUUUACCCCGGCUGGGGUAGUCGCGUCAGCGUCAAACCAACUCUCCUGCUAUUUAAACGACAACUAUCUAGCUUCGCGGUUGAAACCUCAACAGCAACUUUGAGAAUACCACCCAAUGACCAGCAAAAUGGCGUCUUGCAUCUUCUGCAAGAUCAUUAAGGGAGACAUCCCCUGCUUCAAGCUGUUCGAGAGCGACAAGACGCUGGCGUUCCUCGACAUCAACCCUCUGAGCCGCGGCCACGCACUCGUUAUCCCCAAGUUCCACGGCGAGAAGCUCACCGACAUCCCCGAUGAGGACCUGACGGAGCUCCUGCCAGUCGCAAAGAAGCUCGCGCUCGCCACGGGCGCAGCCGAGUACAAUAUCCUGCAGAACAACGGGGCCGGGGCCCAUCAGGUAGUCGAGCACGUCCACUUCCACAUGAUCCCGAAGCCCAACGCCCAAGAGGGGCUCGGCAUUAGCUGGCCGCAGCAGCCGACAGACAUGGACAAGCUGAAGGCACUCUCCGAAGAGAUCAAGUCGAAGAUGUGAAGUGUUUUUCGUCUGAUAUUUUGGGGUGUACAUUUAUAUUUCUUCUUAAAGAUGUACAACAUAAGAUGAUGAGACAAAAAAAUUAGCCUUGAUGUUAUUAGAUUAAGUCCUCCAUGCAGCCUUCCCCUACCCCCUUUUUACAGUUUUCUACCGUCCUCAGCCAAGUCUUCAUCCUAACAAGUCCUACCCGUACGAAGAGAGAAAACAAAAAAAAAAAAAAAA
Messenger RNA from Lasiosphaeria miniovina, 776 nucleotides. Its product is annotated as HIT-like domain-containing protein. Gene Ontology annotation, biological process: nucleotide metabolic process. The record is from RefSeq and is a predicted model, not a curated record. NCBI's taxonomy places the organism in Eukaryota, Fungi, Ascomycota, Sordariomycetes, Sordariales, Lasiosphaeriaceae. The transcript has 5 exons. Gene Ontology annotation, molecular function: catalytic activity. The coding region runs from base 141 to 554 and encodes 137 amino acids.